AUGUGUGGCUGUAUGCACAGUACCCAGGACCAAGUUCUCCACUUGGAAGGGGAGCCCCAUCCUGCAGCCCCAACAUCUACCUUAGCAUCUAGGAAAAUGCCCAAAAGCGUUUCCAUAUCCAAACAACUGGCUUCAAUAAAAGCUCUGAGGAAGGGCUCAGAUCUGGAAAAAGCCAUUGCCACCUUAGCUCUGAUAUUCAGAAAUUCUUCAGACCCUGAUGGUAAACUUGAGAAAAUGACUGCCAAAAAUCUGCUACAAUCCCAAUUUAGGAAUUUCACAGAGGGACAAGAAACCAAACCAAAAUACAAGGAACUUCUUUCUGAACUCGACGAGCACACAGAAAAUAAGCUUGAUUUUGAGGAUUUCAUGAUCUUGAUCUUAAGCAUCACUAUAAUGUCAGAUUUGCUACAAAACAUAUGGGGUGUUAAAAUUAUGAAAUAAACAGCCUAAAAUAUGUAGUUAGACAAAAUAAUAGCAAAAGGAAGUAC
Messenger RNA from Talpa occidentalis (Iberian mole), 488 nucleotides. RefSeq names its product sentan, cilia apical structure protein (gene SNTN). The transcript has 4 exons. Gene Ontology annotation, molecular function: transition metal ion binding. Bases 1 to 441 code for a protein of 146 amino acids. Lineage: Eukaryota; Metazoa; Chordata; Mammalia; Eulipotyphla; Talpidae. The record is from RefSeq and is a predicted model, not a curated record.